Molecule: messenger RNA, 759 nt
Organism: Penaeus vannamei (Pacific white shrimp)
Lineage: Eukaryota; Metazoa; Arthropoda; Malacostraca; Decapoda; Penaeidae
Source: RefSeq, a predicted model, not a curated record
CACAGCGAAGUGAAAUCAUGCGAUAUGUUAACCUUACCAUCGCCAUCACGUUUAGCAAAGUUUCCCCUGUAAUUAAGAAACAAUUCGGAUGUUACCAAGAUUUUGUGGAUAAAGAAUACAUGACGGAACGCGAGAAGGAAGCUAUAGAACGGCUGGACGGCAACUGCGGGACACACAUCACAUACGUCCCUAUCAUGUGGGCGUGCAAGGCGGUGGACCGGGCGCGUCUGGAGGGAAAUAUUCGGAGUAACUCGGCCCAGAAGACAGUCACCGACGAGAUCCUGAAAGUGCGAGGUCGCUGCGGCUCUGUGAUGGGGUGGCAUGACAAUAAUAUUCCUCUGGUGUAUACGCAGGUCGUGACGAUCGCCGUGUACUCGUUCUUCUUCUUCUCCCUGAUCGGCGAGCAGUACAUCGACCCGAACCAGGGCUACAACGGCUACAGCAUCGACUUGUACUUCCCCGUGUCCGGACUCUUGCAACUGGUCUUCUACAUGGGCUGGUUGAAGGUGGCCGAGGCGCUGCUCAACCCUUUCGGAGACGAUGACCACGACUUCGAGCUGGAUAAGCUCCUCGACCGCCAUUGGAAGAUGAGCCGCCUCCUCUCCCAACCCGCCGAGUGCGACCUCCCCCCCCUUGCGCUGGGCGAAGAUGCGGGCGUGGCCAAGGACGAGUGCGGCAGCGACGACCUCGCUCCCAAGAAGAACUCCAAGCUUUAUCCUUCCGUCGAGAUUGAUAUUUGAGAUGGAGAAGGGUGAGGGU